AUGGAGAAAUAUUCGCAGUACCGCGACAGAGGCACCGGAGUUGCCCCAUUCUUUCCCGUCUCCACCGAGUCCUCCAAGCUCGCGCUACCACUCUACCUGUUCCUGUUCGCAUGCCGUGUACCACUGCUCUUCACCGCCGCCGCCGUGUACUUCUUGCUACUUAGCUGGCUCCCUGUUGGCUCGUUGGUGCGGAAAGCUGCGCUAUGGCUUAUGCUGGGCAUUCCCGGCGUUUGGUGGAUAGACCUACAGAUUGACGGUGUCAAGAGAGGCUCUUUGGCGAAGCAAGAUAAGAAGCGCCUACCCCACGGAGGCACGAUAAUCGCCUCCUCGUUUACCUCACCUCUGGACGCUCUCUACCUUGCCGCCAUUUUCGAUCCCAUCUUCACAAUCUCUUACCCUUCCACGCGACUCGUCCAGCGUGUUACUUGCUUUAGGGCCAUUCUACAUGCCCUUUCGCCGCCCGCUGACGCUCCGCCACAAAACGCGACGCUUGUACCCAUCGCAAAGCUCAUUGCACAGAACCCAGACGCCUCAAUCGUCGUCUUCCCCGAGUGCACAACCACCAAUGGCCGUGGUAUUCUGCCCUUCAGCCCCAGUCUUCUGACUGUCCCGGCAAAGACCAAGAUUUUCCCCGUCAGUCUGCGCUACACUCCGGCUGAUGUGGCUACUCCCGUUCCUGGAACAUACUUCAAGUUCUUGUGGAAUCUAUGCUCUAAGCCUACUCAUUGCAUUCGAGUCCGGAUCGCCGAGGCCGUGUUCAAUUCUGCCGGCUUCAAGCUCGAGAUUCCGGCCUCCACCACCGGCCGCGAUCAUUCGCCCCAACCAAACAGCCGCAUCUCGGCGAAUGCCUUCGAAGGCACUCCACUUGGUGAGGGUAUCUCAGAGUACGCUGAGCUCAGUCUAGAGGAGAAGAAGGUGCUUGACCAUGUGGGCGAGGAUUUGGCUCGUUUGGGCAGAGUGAAGCGGGUGGGCUUGGGAGUGAGAGAAAAGUCGGACUUCGUGAAGGCCUGGACCAAGAAAAGGAGGUAA
Messenger RNA from Lasiodiplodia theobromae, 1029 nucleotides. RefSeq names its product Vacuolar protein sorting protein vps66. Gene Ontology annotation, molecular function: acyltransferase activity. The record is from RefSeq and is a predicted model, not a curated record. Lineage: Eukaryota; Fungi; Ascomycota; Dothideomycetes; Botryosphaeriales; Botryosphaeriaceae. Bases 1 to 1029 code for a protein of 342 amino acids. The transcript is spliced from 3 exons.